AUUAAGUGAAUGUUUAGUUAUCACUUAUUCUUUAAUUAAUAAAAAUACAAAAUAACAAUGUCCGUUUCUCGCGUUGAAGAACUAAUUAAUUAUUUUAAAUCACAUAAUAAAAUUAAAGAGCAACAAAGUCAUUCUGCUAAAGUACACAGCGUGGGAUGGAGUUGUGAUGGAAAACUUUUAGCUUCGGGUUCUUUUGAUAAAUCUGUUUGCAUUUUUUCUCUCGGACCUGAUCGUUUGAAGCAAGAAACAACUUUUAGAGGACAUGGUGGUAGUGUAGAUCAACUGUGUUGGCAUGCCUUUUACCCAGAAUUGUUAUCUACUGCAAGCGGAGAUAAAACAGUUCGUAUAUGGGAUACAAGGACUCAAAAAUGCACAGCAAAUAUCAGUACAAGAGGAGAGAAUAUCAAUAUAUCAUGGUCACCUGAUGGAAACACAAUAGCAGUUGGUAAUAAAGAAGAUUUAGUGACUUUCAUUGAUGCAAGAGUAAUGAAAAUUCGUGCUGAAGAACAAUUUAAUUUUGAAGUAAAUGAAAUCUCAUGGAACAAGGAUUCUGAUACAUUUUAUCUAACUAAUGGCCAAGGUUGUGUACAUAUCCUUAGCUAUCCAGAUUUGGAACUAUUACAUGUGAUCAAGGCACAUCCAGGAACAUGUAUUUGUAUAGAAUUUGAUCCAACUGGGAGGUAUUUUGCAACUGGUUCAGCAGAUGCCUUAGUUUCUUUGUGGGAUGCAGAUGAAUUAUGCUGUUUAAGAACAUUUUCAAGAUUAGAGUGGCCAGUGAGAACUAUAUCAUUUUCUUAUGAUGGACAGUUAUUAGCUGCAGCAUCUGAAGAUUUAGUAAUUGAUAUUGGUGAAGUAGAAACUGGAGAAAAAAUUGCAGAUAUACCUGUGGAAGCAGCAACAUUUACAGUUGCAUGGCAUCCAAAACAAUAUUUAUUAGCAUACGCGUGUGAUGACAAAGAUACUUACGAUAGAAAACGUGAUGCUGGUAGUUUAAAAGUAUUUGGAUUUGCCAAUGAUUAAAAUAUUAUUCUUAAACUUUUUUAUAAAAAUAUAUGAUUACAUUAAAAAACUAUAUAAUUUGA
Molecule: messenger RNA, 1082 nt
Organism: Megachile rotundata (alfalfa leafcutting bee)
Lineage: Eukaryota; Metazoa; Arthropoda; Insecta; Hymenoptera; Megachilidae
Gene: tex
Product: THO complex 3 homolog tex
Biological process (GO): mRNA export from nucleus
Cellular component (GO): THO complex part of transcription export complex
Molecular function (GO): protein binding
Source: RefSeq, a predicted model, not a curated record